AUGAGUUUUUUACCACAGGGUUCGAAUCCGAGCACGUCAUCAUUCACAUGUAAUACGUGUUCGGUCAAGUUUGUAACUGCUGACCUACAGAGGCAGCACAUGAAAACUGACUGGCAUAGGUACAAUUUGAAGCGUAGAGUCGCUCAAUUGCCAUCGAUUUCGUCGGAUGUUUUUGCCGAAAAGGUCUUGGAACUGCAGUCGACGCAGGAAUCUGAACAAGCAGAUGAAGAUGAGUAUGGAUUUCACAUAAAUCAUCGAAGACGGAGCAAAAAUGGACCACAAAUGACCAAAAAGUCGUUGCGACAGCAAAUUCACAGAGGCAGACAACUCCAAGAAACUCCAAUGGAACCGCUUGUUAGAGUGGGAAGUCCUGCGUCUAUUCGUAGUGGGCACUCGCAGUUCUCUUUGGGAAGCACAGAUAUUGCGUUUGAGACUGGUUCGGAAUUCAACGAUACCGAUGCAUCAGCUUCUGAAGUGGAUACUCGUUCAGAUGUUCUUUUGGUCGAAGAUGAACACUUUGAAGACAGCGAUAUUGACCAGAUGGAGGAUUUGGAUGAGCUCCUUCCCACGACCCACUGUGUAUAUUGUGGGGUGAACAAUCACGAUGUGGAAAGUAAUGUGAGGCAUAUGUUCAGCAAGCAUGGAUUGUACGUACCUGAACGGCUGUUUCUCGUUGAUUUGGAAAGUUUAUUGAACUAUCUCGGGGAAAUGAUUGUGGGCGAGAAAAUAUGCAUGGUAUGUGGAUUCCAGGGCAAAAACCUUGAAAGUAUUCGUCAGCAUGUCAAUAGUAAGGGCCAUUGCAGAAUACCUUAUGAGACCAAAGAAGAACGUCUGUUACUUGCACAUUUCUAUGAUUUCACUCUAAGUGAGGAGCCAGAAACACCCCAUGAGUCUCCAUCAAAGGUAAAGUUUGACGAUUCGCCGGUAGAAAUACUGUCGGAUGAAAUCAACUCCAAUUACACCACCGUCAAGAUUGAUCCUACCGGGGUCGAAUUGACCCUUCCCACAGGUUCUCGUAUUGGACAUCGCUCGAUGAUGCGCUAUUAUAGACAGAAUAUCCCAGAGACUCGAGAGCUUGCCGAACCACAAAAGACAUUGGCUAUGGUGGACCGACGGUUUGCACCUGGUGUAACGCUGCGAGAAGUGGUUAAGCAGCAGCAACAAGUACAGGUGCUUGAACGGAAACAACGCAACAUGUAUGAGAGACGCCACAAACCAGCACGUAUCAACCACCAACCUCAUUAUAGAGAUGAAAUUUUGGGGACACUAGGUAAUGGUAAGUAG
Meyerozyma guilliermondii ATCC 6260 is the source of this 1284-nucleotide messenger RNA. RefSeq lists its product as uncharacterized. The record is from RefSeq and is a predicted model, not a curated record. The transcript has a single exon. Gene Ontology annotation, molecular function: zinc ion binding; nucleic acid binding. Gene Ontology annotation, cellular component: preribosome, large subunit precursor. Bases 1 to 1284 code for a protein of 427 amino acids. Gene Ontology annotation, biological process: ribosomal large subunit biogenesis. Lineage: Eukaryota; Fungi; Ascomycota; Pichiomycetes; Serinales; Debaryomycetaceae.